Messenger RNA from Colletotrichum acutatum, 2045 nucleotides. RefSeq names its product UBX domain-containing protein. Bases 483 to 2045 code for a protein of 520 amino acids. Gene Ontology annotation, cellular component: endoplasmic reticulum. The record is from RefSeq and is a predicted model, not a curated record. The transcript has 2 exons. NCBI's taxonomy places the organism in Eukaryota, Fungi, Ascomycota, Sordariomycetes, Glomerellales, Glomerellaceae. Gene Ontology annotation, molecular function: ubiquitin binding.
CCUUGAACAUCCGACCUCCGCCCACGGACAAGUGUCGUCACCGGGCGAGACACUCUCGACAAUCAGCUGCGACUAGCGGAGCAUCUCAGACACCCGGUCACUUGCUACCAACGCAUCCAGCUUCUCGUCAACGAGCUGCAUCAAAGCCCAAAGCCGCUUCUUUGAUUCUUGAACUUGUCCUUCUGUCUUCCCCACGGAUCCAGCUGUAUUGAUUUUUUUUAUUCCACGGUCAAAUCAUUUGACCUUUGCCAAUCUAUCCCGACUGUGGCUGACUGCUGCACCGCGGAAGGGUCCUUCUCCGCUGCCUUGCUUAGCCACGUUGCUCUUUGCUAUAACCAGCCCACUUCCGCCUUAGCCUUUCCACACCGUCAACCUGCGCAAUCACCUGUUCCAUGGACCACUGAAGCUUCCUUUGGACUGUAUCCAUCGUCGCUUCGGCAUACUCGCCAAUCUUGACUUUGUGUGCAGCACCGAACGACAGCAUGGCGGAGAGCGGAGAAAUAGAUUUGGGACAGCUGUCUGCAAGUCAGCAAGAGUCCCUCCAGCAGUACACAAGUGUCACAAAUCAGGAGCUCAAGGAUGCGAUACCACUGUUGCAGCGAUCGCAAUGGAACGUCCAGAUUGCCAUCGCCAAGUUCUUCGACGGCGAAGGCCCUGAUCCUGUCGCGGAGGCAAUGGCACAGGACAUCCCCCGUACAGAAGCGCGGCACGAGAACCUUCAAGAGAGUCUGCUCGCCUCUGCAGCUCGUCCACCGGCUCCUCGGAGAGAUCGACCUGACCCCGCGCCGCGAAUCGUUCCUCAACCGAAUACAGUUCACCGGCCGCCAUUCCUCAUCGGGUUGCUUCUGGCGCCCUUCAGCAUCGGUUACAGCAUCGCAUCCAAGGUGUUUCGGACCGUCUUCUACCUGCUCAGUUUCCUUCCCCGACAGAUCCGGCCACGGGCCAUCACAAGCGGGCCGGGGAACGGACUGCGGAGUACCAACGGGCGGCGGAUGCUCAUGCCCCGAGACACGGCCGCGCGCUUCAAGCGUGAAUUCGAGGAAGAGUAUGGAAGCACUGAAUUGCCCUGGUUCGAGGGCGGGAUUGCCCAGGCACAAGACCUGGCCAAGAAGGAACUCAAGUUCUUACUCGUUGUUCUCAUGUCACCUGAACACGACGAUACCGAAUCAUUCACGAGGGAAACUUUGUUGAACCCGGAUGUGGUCAGCUUCAUCAACGACCCGGCAAACAAUGUCAUUCUGUGGGGCGGCAACAUUCUGGACUCGGAAGCGUAUCAGGUCGCCCAGGAAUACAACUGCACAAAGUACCCAUUUUCAGCGAUCGUCUGCCUCACGCCCAAGGAAGGAAGCACUAGGAUGAGCAUCAUCAAGCGGCUUGCUGGCCCGAUGCCGGCUACUGCAUACCUUGCGGAAGCUCAGACCGCCAUCAACAAAUACGCACCAGAUCUAGCAGGCGUCCGAGCAGAGAGGACAGCACAAGAGGUGGCUCGCAGCCUGCGAACUGAGCAAGAUACUGCCUACGAGCGGUCGUUGGCUAAGGACAGAGAAAGAGCGCGACAGCGGCGUGAGGCGGAGAAGGCUGCGGCAGAAGCUGCACGCAAGGCCGAGGAGGAGGCCGAAGCUGCAGUAAGGCGCGAGGAGCUUGGCGAUAAGUGGAAGCGCUGGCGGGUGACGACUAUGGAAGACGAGCCACCAGCGAGCAAUAAGGAUGUUGUACGGAUUGCGCUGAAGAUGCCCGAGUCGUCUGGUGCUGGAAGGAUUGUGCGCCGGUUCCGCAACGACACCACGAUGGAAACGCUAUACGCUUUCGUGGAGUGUUACGAUGUGUUGACGGCAUCAGAAGAAGUGUCAGAGAAGGCCGCUGUCAAGCCCGAGGGCUACGAGCACGAGUAUCAGUUCCGCAUUGCGUCUGUCAUGCCCCGGGUGGUGUAUGAGCCCAGCAAGGAGGAAACAAUGGGACAGAAGAUUGGGCGGUCAGGAAACCUGAUCGUGGAGGAAGUGUCGGCCGACGGCGAGUCAGACGAUGGUGAAGAAUACUCGUCUUAG